Umbelopsis ramanniana AG is the source of this 1243-nucleotide messenger RNA. RefSeq lists its product as uncharacterized. The transcript has a single exon. Gene Ontology annotation, molecular function: triose-phosphate isomerase activity. NCBI's taxonomy places the organism in Eukaryota, Fungi, Mucoromycota, Umbelopsidomycetes, Umbelopsidales, Umbelopsidaceae. Gene Ontology annotation, cellular component: cytosol. The record is from RefSeq and is a predicted model, not a curated record. The coding region runs from base 36 to 782 and encodes 248 amino acids. Gene Ontology annotation, biological process: glyceraldehyde-3-phosphate biosynthetic process; glycerol catabolic process; glycolytic process.
CUUUUUUUUUUUAAGCGUUUUACUUUAUACUCAACAUGACUCGCAAUUUCUUCGUCGGUGGCAAUUGGAAGAUGAAUGGCUCUCUCUCCCAGGUUAACUCCUUGGUUGAGAUCCUUAACAACGCUUCCGUCCCUUCUAACACUGAAGUGGUUGUCGCUCCCCCUGCUAUCUACAUUGAUCGUGUCCGUCAAGCUGUCAAGAAGGAAAUCGAGGUUGCUGCUCAAAACUGCUACUACAAGGCUAGCGGUGCUUUCACCGGUGAGAUCAGCCCCGAACAGCUCAAGGAUAUGGGCAUUAACUGGGUCAUCAUUGGUCACUCUGAGCGCCGUGAAAUCUUUGGAGAAUCUGAUGACUUCGUUGGAGCUAAGACUGCUUAUGCCCUCAGCGCUGGUCUCGGUGUCAUUGCUUGCAUAGGUGAGAAGCUUGAGGAACGUGAAUCUGGAAAGACUGAAGAAGUCUGCUUCAGACAGUUGAAGGCCAUUGCCAGCCAUGUCAAGGAUUGGACCCACGUUGUCGUUGCCUAUGAGCCUGUUUGGGCCAUUGGCACUGGCAAGGUCGCCACCCCAGAGCAAGCUCAAGAGACACACGCUGCUCUUCGCAAGUGGCUCGCAGAGAAUGUUUCCAAGGAAGCCGCAAACAACACUCGCAUUCUCUAUGGAGGAUCUGUCAACGGCAAGAAUGCCGCUGAACUUGGCAAGAAGGAGGAUAUUGAUGGCUUCCUUGUUGGUGGUGCUAGCUUGAAGCCCGAGUUUGCUGAUAUCAUUGCUGCUUCCAGCCAAUAAUUAGUCAAUGUAAAAAGAAUACUUGGUGGUCCUGAAUAAAAUUUGAUGGCAUUGGCAUAGAUGAGCCAUCGAUCAUUGUGUAUAAAGCUAAUGCUAGAGAGCCUGCGCGAAAGUGGUGAUAAAAUGAUCCAAGGCAUUGUCGAUGACACCAUCAAAUAUCUAUCCUUUCAGCGGGUCAACUCAACUUUAGACGUGUCAAAGCCAGUUGCGGAUAGCCCGGCUUUGUCACUACUUCUAAUACCAGCGGUAGUGGCAGCUACAAGCAUGGGUUGUGACAUAAAAUUUGCUCUACAAGGUACAAUCUUUUUUAUCAGCAAAUGCAGAGCGGAGAUAAACACUUCACCGUAUCCGAUACACAAUCAAGAUGUCUUUGUUAUGGUGGUACGUGCUAAAGGUAUCUUGUUAGUGCUCCUAAAAAUUGCCGAGUGUCGGGUACCGGUCUGGUACAGGUUUCGCCGAAC